Molecule: messenger RNA, 2252 nt
Organism: Antechinus flavipes (yellow-footed antechinus)
Lineage: Eukaryota; Metazoa; Chordata; Mammalia; Dasyuromorphia; Dasyuridae
Gene: SLC7A5
Product: solute carrier family 7 member 5
Exons: 10
Coding region: 16-1608 (530 amino acids)
Biological process (GO): amino acid transmembrane transport; neutral amino acid transport
Cellular component (GO): membrane
Molecular function (GO): L-amino acid transmembrane transporter activity; neutral L-amino acid transmembrane transporter activity
Source: RefSeq, a predicted model, not a curated record
GGACCCGGCCGCAGCAUGAGCAGCGCGCCGCACCAGCGCCGCUCCGCCGGCCCGCCCGCCGCCGCCUCCGGCCCGGGCGCCGGGGCCGCGCCGGGGCCCGGAGAGGACAGCGAGUCCCGGGAGAAGAUGCUGCGGCGGCAGAACGGCGGCGGCGGCGGCGACGGGCGCGGGUCGGACGGCGGCUCGGGCUCGGGCUCCGGCACGGACGAGGGCGUGACCCUGCAGCGCUCCAUCACGCUGCUCAACGGCGUGGCCAUCAUCCUGGGCACCAUCAUCGGCUCGGGCAUCUUCGUGGCGCCCACGGGCGUGCUCAAGGAGGCCGGCUCGCCCGGCCUGGCGCUCGUGGUGUGGGCCGCGUGCGGCGUCUUCUCCAUCGUGGGCGCGCUCUGCUACGCCGAACUGGGCACCACCAUCACCAAGUCCGGCGGCGACUACGCCUACAUGCUCGAGGUCUACGGCUCGCUGCCCGCCUUCCUGAAGCUCUGGGUGGAGCUGCUCAUCAUCCGGCCCUCGUCGCAGUACAUCGUGGCGCUCGUCUUCGCCACCUACCUGCUCAAGCCGCUCUUCCCCAGUUGCCCGGUGCCGGAAGACGCGGCCAAGCUGGUGGCGUGCCUAUGCGUGUUGUUACUCACAGCAGUGAAUUGUUACAGCGUGAAGGCAGCCACACGGGUCCAAGAUGCAUUUGCUGCUGCAAAACUGCUGGCUUUGGCUUUGAUCAUUCUCCUUGGCUUCAUUCAAAUUGGAAAGGGCGAGGUCUCCAAUUUAAGCCCCCAGUUUUCGUUCGAAGGCACCAAGUUAGAUGUUGGGAACAUCGUGCUGGCUUUAUACAGCGGCCUCUUUGCCUACGGGGGCUGGAAUUAUUUGAAUUUUGUCACAGAGGAGAUGAUAAACCCUUACAGAAACUUGCCACUGGCCAUCAUCAUUUCGCUUCCUCUGGUCACCUUAGUGUACGUCCUGACAAACCUGGCUUACUUCACCACCCUGUCCACUGAGCAGAUGCUGAGUUCAGAAGCUGUGGCCGUGGACUUUGGAAACUAUCACCUGGGCGUCAUGUCCUGGAUCAUCCCUGUCUUCGUGGGUCUGUCGUGCUUUGGAUCAGUCAAUGGCUCCCUGUUCACCUCCUCCAGGUUGUUCUUCGUAGGUUCCAGGGAGGGCCAUCUGCCUUCUGUCCUUUCCAUGAUCCACCCCAAGAACCUGACGCCGGUGCCAUCCCUAGUGUUCACGUGCGCCAUGACCCUGCUCUACGCUUUCUCCAAUGACAUCUUCUCCGUCAUCAACUUCUUCAGUUUCUUCAACUGGCUUUGUGUGGCCCUAGCCAUCAUUGGGAUGAUCUGGCUCCGGUUUAAGAAACCAGACUUGAACAGACCCAUAAAGGUGAACCUCAGCCUGCCCAUCUUUUUCAUCCUGGCCUGCCUGUUCCUGAUUGCUGUCUCUUUCUGGAAGACUCCAGUGGAGUGUGCAAUUGGCUUUGUCAUCAUCCUCACGGGAAUUCCGAUUUACUUCAUUGGCGUCUGGUGGCAAAACAAGCCAAAGUGGCUGCUCCAAGGCAUCUUCUGCACGACAGUCCUGUGCCAGAAGCUCAUGGAGGUGGUUCCGCAGGAGUCCUGAGGUCGCCCCGACCCACCUUCCAACAAGCAGGCGUGCGCCCGGCCCUGCCUCCCCUCCUCCCGCCGGGGCGGCCUGCCGGCACGCUCCCUUCCUCUGCUCAAGGCCGGCAGCUGAGGGUGCUCUGAAAGAAACCCACGGUACAAACCAACGUCUCCUGGCUACCUCCUCCGGAGCCCCAGAGGGGCAGAAAACAAUUGUUGAAUUAGGCAUUCAGACCAGACCUGGGCCUGAAAAUAGGUGUUAUUUUUUUGCUUUCCUUCAUUUUAUUUUAUUUUUAACUUAAGGUUCAGUUUAGUAGAUGCCAACGAUACGAUUUCUUUUUAUAAAUGAGAAUAUUUUUUCGAUGCUGCCAACUGUACCCAUAUACCUCUAGAUGGGACUGACCCAGACUCAGUUCAAGCAGCUCUCCUUUGCCAGCCCUCCUCCACUAGCCUCGUACCUUAGGAGAGCGGACCUUCCGAAGACCACACACUGCAGGGCACGAGUGGACAGAACUACUGAGACUUGACAUGAUGUUGGUGUUAAGUGGGGGCUUGCACUAAAUCGCACUGACGGUCUGCUUCUGCUCUUCGUUUGCGUUAUGAUGUUGGGUUAUUGGUUGUGGUUUUUUAAGUUGUCAUAAAACGGAGCUAGUUCAAACUGAA